AUGGCACCCUCACAUGCUGGCAAUGGAAAAGAGUCUGGAACUGCUAGGGUGCUUGGCUCUGGUGCAUCUGGCGUAGCAGAGCUUGUAGUCUUCCACCCUGUGGAUACGGUCGCCAAGCGGCUUAUGAGCAACAAGUCCAAGGUGUCGAUGUCAACACUCUCUCCAAUCAUUUUCAGAGACUAUGCUAGUGCAUCCGUUGGACGGAAGUUUCUAUCUCUAUUCCCUGGACUCGGCUAUGCUGCAGGCUACAAGGUUUCUCAGCGUAUAUACAAAUUUGGCGGUCAGCCGUGGUUCAACGACAUUAUUUCACGAAAUUACAAGGAUGACUUUACACGUCUCUUUGGGGAACGCAAGGGGAAAAUGUUAAUACAAGCAACGGCUGGAAGUUUGACUGGUAUUGGUGAAGUGGUCCUUCUGCCAUUGGAUGCGCUUAAGAUCAAAAGGCAAGUUAAUCCCGAGGCCUUCCGUGGACGAGGUGUUGUCCGGAUAUUCAUGGAAGAGGGAACGACAGUUGUAUCGUGGAUGGGGCUGGACCAUGGCUCGAAAUGCUCCAGGUUCUUUUGCUGUGAGCACCAUCUCUUUGGUGCAUCGGCUGCCACAAAGGAGAUGCUGGGUGUCUCAGAUUACUCGAAAGCCACUUGGACGCAAAAUUUCAUAGCCUCCACUCGUAUUCAAAAUGCAAACUUUGAACACAAGGUUCCUGGCACAACGGUUGUGAAAGACCUUCUCCGCAAUGAGGGCCUAUUCGCCUUCUUCAAAGGAUUGACCCCCAAGAUCCUCGUUGUGGGCCCGAAGCUGGUCUUCAGCUAUACCCUUGCUCAGUCACUAAUACCCCUAUUUUCCAAUUACGUAUAG
Molecule: messenger RNA, 855 nt
Organism: Pisolithus orientalis
Lineage: Eukaryota; Fungi; Basidiomycota; Agaricomycetes; Boletales; Pisolithaceae
Product: mitochondrial carrier protein
Exons: 8
Coding region: 1-855 (284 amino acids)
Cellular component (GO): mitochondrion
Molecular function (GO): guanine nucleotide transmembrane transporter activity
Source: RefSeq, a predicted model, not a curated record